AUGGCCGUGGGCGCGGAGGAUGCGGCGGGGGCGCUCGAGCUCGUGCGCAAGAUGAAGGUUGAUGAGCUGAAGCAAUGCCUGGCGCAGGUCGGUGCGCGGCGCACGGGGAUCAAGAAGCAGCUGCAGGAACGCCUGACGGAUAUCUUGUCGAGCAGCGCGGAUGCGUACAACAGAUCGCGCGCCAUCCAAGCGGUGUUCACCGUCGCCGCCAGCUCCAUGAGCGUCUCGGUUCGUCGAGCCGCCGUGGCUGCGAGCUUCAGGUCCGGCGCCGCGGCCGCACCGCAGGCCUCGCAGCAAUCCGCGAGCAGGCCCAACGUCCGCUGCAUCUGCGAAGCCACCGCCCAAGACCCCGUCCGCGGAGCGCUCAUCCAGUGCCAAAAUCAGGAAUGCAAGAUCUACCAGCACCGCACCUGCGUCCUCGUCCAGCCAGGCGGCGGGCAGCACUUCCUGUGCGAGCGGUGCCGCGUGCAGGAAGCCGACCCCUUCUGGGUCGUCGAGCGCGUCGUCGCCGCGGGGCUCCCGCGCCCGGUCCAGACCUCGAUCAUGGACAUCGCGGAGCCGCGCACGCAGGUCCUGCGGCGGUUCUCGCUCUCGCAGCCCGAGUGUUCGCGUCUCUGGCGCGACACCGACACCUACCAGCUGCAAAUCUCGUGCGUGCUGAUGGGCGACGCGCCGCAGGAACGACUCCACUGGCCCACGCAGGCCGAGCUCGCGAUCAACGGCGCGCGGUACCGCCCGUUCUCGCGCGCCCAGAACGUCGAGCUGUCGAAAACAAGCCGCGACCUCCCCGCCAACGUCUCCAGCAUGGUCUCGCCCGGCACGAACGAGAUCCUCCUCUCGCACCGCGACCUCCGCAAGUUCUACCUCGUCGCGCGCCUGUGCCGCGUGCGGCCCACGCGCGAGGUCGAGGCGCGGAUCGCUGCGCCGGAGAGCAUCGCCGACGGCACGCAGCGGCUCAUCGACAAGGCGCGGAAGAUCAGCGACAGCGACGACGACCUCGUCGUGAACCAGGAGCUGCGGCUGAGCCUGAUCGACCCGAUGACGUGCGCGCGCGUGACGCGCCCGGCCUACAGCAAGCAGUGCGGCGCGCACCGCGUGUUCGACCUGGACGUGUUCCUGGACGCCGCGAAGCGGACGCGGAAGUGGAUCUGCCCGCACUGCCUCAAGGUGACGCGGCUGCAGGACAUCGUGCUCGACUCGUACAUGGCGAGGGUGCUGGACGUGCUCGAGAACUGCCCGAGCGUCGAGGAGAUCGAGGUGAACGACGCGGGGCAGUGGCGGCCCGUCGGCAUCGAGGCGCAGGGCUGGCGCAGCAUCGACAAUGAGCAGCGGAUCGCGCCGUCCGUGGUUGCGCACGCGGAGAUGAUGCAGGUCGAAAGCGACGACGACGACGACAAGGACGCCAAGCCUGGGCCGUCGGGCGGCAGCGGGGCGAGGCGGGGGGUCAAUAACAAGGCCCCCCCUCCUGUCAUCAUCCUGAUCGACUCGGACGACGACGAGCCGCCCCCCGCGGCGGGGACGGCGAACGGCAACGCGCACGCGGCCUCGCAGCCGAGCGAGCAGGCCACCGGCGCGUCGCGGAACGGCCAGGGCGGCGCGGCGCCGGCGCCGGCGACGGCGCCUGCGAGUAACACUGGCGGCGGCGCGAGGAGCGCCGCCGCGCCGCAGGGCGCGCGCACGGCGCCGCCGUCGACCGCGCAGCGCCCCGGGGGCCCUGGCCCGCCCGGGGGUGCGCAGAAAAACACCCCCGGCCCAACCCCACCCCCGGCCGCAUGUACAUCCGAAGUCAGACCGGGGGCCCGAAGAGUCCCCCCCCUCCGGCGCAGCGCGACCUCGGCGCCGGCAGCGGGCCGGUGGACCUCGGGGUGUCGACUCCGACGCAGGCGCAGCGGGGUGUCGCACGCCAGGUGGGCGGCGCUGCAGCUGCUCCGCAGGGCGCCAACGGCCACGCGCGCCCGCCAGGCAGCGGCCGGCGCAACGGUCCUCCGGGGUCGCGGCCACAGCAGGGCGGGCGCGGCGCGCCCGUGCACCCGAUGGCGACGUCCGGGCGAGAAGGCCACGCCGUGCUGGACCGACACAUGGAGCUGUCCGAGCUCGUCCCAGAGAACUGGGAUUCCUGUUUCCCGAGCUACUCGAACCCGAUGGACAUGCAGGCGUGGCAGGGCCAGCACGGCAUGCCGUACAACUACAUGUUCCCGCAGGGAACAUCAUCAUUAUUCGGGCCGGCGUAUAACGGCAUGA
This is a messenger RNA of Pedinophyceae sp. YPF-701, 2241 nucleotides long. NCBI's taxonomy places the organism in Eukaryota, Viridiplantae, Chlorophyta, Pedinophyceae. The record is from the annotation of a GenBank genome assembly.